Molecule: messenger RNA, 1119 nt
Organism: Pogonomyrmex barbatus (red harvester ant)
Lineage: Eukaryota; Metazoa; Arthropoda; Insecta; Hymenoptera; Formicidae
Gene: Prosbeta7
Product: proteasome subunit beta type-4
Cellular component (GO): proteasome core complex; cytoplasm
Source: RefSeq, a predicted model, not a curated record
CAGUAUAUACUGUGACAUCAUAUACGCAGUCACAAAAAUGGCGUUCACGGGUAAAGAUGCUGCACCUCUGUGGCACAAUGGGCCGACUCCUGGUGCAUUUUAUCACUUUCCAGGCAAUCAAUAUAGAACCGGUGGAUUCCAGAAGUCACAGACUCCAAUAACAACUGGCACAUCUGUUAUUGGCGUACAAUUCAAAGACGGAGUCAUUAUAGCGGCCGACGUUCUGGGAUCUUAUGGAUCCCUUGCUCGUUACAGGAAUCUAGAACGUAUUAUGAAAGUUAAUGAUAACAUCAUUCUUGGUGCAUCUGGAGAUUAUGCAGAUUUUCAGUGUAUCAAGAGCUACAUGGAAAGAAAAAUUUUGGAGGAACAAUGCUUAGAUGAUGGAUUUAGUUUAAAGCCAAAGGCACUUCAUUGUUGGCUAACACGUGUCAUGUACAAUAGACGAUCAAAUUUUGAUCCAUUUUGGAACAAUUUUGUGAUUGCUGGUUUAGAAAAUGGAGAACCAUUUUUGGGAACGGUAGAUAAACUCGGGACAGCUUAUAAUGAUCCUGUCAUUGCAACAGGAUAUGGUGCUUAUAUGGCAACACCUAUAUUGAGAAAGGCUUAUGAAGAUAACAACCAAAUGAGCAAGGAGGAAGCUAUUCAACUUCUGUACAAAGUAAUGCAAGUCCUCUUUUACAGAGAUGCAAGAUCUUUUCCAAAGUAUCAUCUUGGCAUUGUCACGAAAGAAGGAGUUGAAAUACAAGGACCGCUAAUUUUAGACAGUUACUGGGGUCCUGCAAUUUUAUAAAAAUUAUGUUUUCUUAUUCCUUUAAAAUAAAUUAUAAUAAAAAAAAUAUAGCAUAUAUCUGUUUCUCUUUUUAUUAAAUAAAUUGAAAAAAGAUAUUCAUAAAUUAUAUGUCUAUAAUUUGCAUUACUUGUACAAAAAUACAAGAAAAUAUUCUGAUAAUAACCAUAUCAAUAAUCUCCAUGUAUUACGAAUUAUAUUACGAAUUUAUGUAAUUUUUAUUUUUACGAGAAUGGAAUAACGCAAAAACAUAUGUGUACAUUAAUAAUAUAUAUAAAUAUUGUUUACAAAUAGCAUGAUUGAUAGAACUAAUUACAGAAUAACAAUAAUGA